UCCAACCAGUCAACUUGUGUGCAGGAAAUUAUGUCACAAAACUGUGGGGAAAGUGGAUUGAAGUUGAUUAGGGUGCACAUUCUGGUGUACCUGCUGGCUCUACCAUUCUGCGAGUCUUUCCUCCCAAACUUCUGGUCCCGUGUGUUAACCCUUUCCUGGAAGUCCAACACACAUCAGGAGAUGACUGAGCAGGCCAUCCUCAACAUCACCCUAGAGACGUUGAGCAGCAUCAACACACAUAAGCAUGCCCAUACACAGAACCAAAUGAAGUCUGACCUGGGUCGGGGGUUCUGGCGAGCUGUGGGGGAGGUGGUCAAGUCAAAUGCAGCCAUGGACUUCCUGAGCUCCACUCGCUCCAAUCCGGUGUACCACUUCGACUCUGAGCGUAUUGAGGACGCCAUACAGAUGCUGCAGUUGCUUCAGUCCCAGACUGUAUUAUCUGUGCAGGCUAAAGAUUACCAGGGGGCCCGUCACAGUCUGGGCCAGCUCUUCCACUCUCUGCAGGACUUCUACAGUCACAGCAACUGGGUGGAGAUGGGCCAGCGUUCUGUCUACCUCCACCUUCUCAACCCAGACGAGCCUGCCCUUCCUGUAGCCACAGAGGACACUCCUACCUGUAUGGAGUGUUUCAGUGCCACCUGCAGAGACAACCUCCUACAGGCUCAGCAGCACCCCCUGAUGCUCACUACUGGCUACUUCAGCAGUGAUCCUCCCAAACCUCAAGGAAAGUGCAGUCAUGGUGGGAUCCUGGACAGCAGUCGCCAUCAGGGCGCUAAGGGGGGCAUCAACAAGGACAGUACCUCUCCCCUCUUCUCCCCACACCACUACCUCCAUGCCCAGGCAGCCAGACUCGCAACCGCGGCAACCAUCAAUGUGUUGAGAGACCUUCGAGACAAUGCUGGCCCCUCAAGCUUCCUCCGGCUCUUCAGUGUGAAGCAGCCACCAGCAUUGGUGUUCGUCAUGGAUACGACAGGCAGUAUGUUUGAGGAGAUCUCCGCUGCCCGCCAGCGUGCCCUCUCCAUCAUCCAGGCUCGUGCCGACAGCCUUGAGCAGCGUGGCACCUUCCUGCUGGUGCCCUUCCAUGACCCAGAUGUUGGACCAGUGUUAGAGACAGAGGACCCAGACCAGUUUAUGCUCUACAUGGAGGAUCUGAUGGCUCUGGGAGGAGGAGACGAACCAGAGAUGUGCCUCACUGCCAUCCAGCUGGCCCUCACUCAUAGCCCUGCCCUAUCCGAGAUAUUUGUUUUCACUGAUGCCUCCCCUAAAGAUGCCCAUCUGUACAGUGCAGUGAAGGCCCUCACACUAGAGAAACAAUGUAAGGUGACCUUCCUCCUCACCGAAGACCCCAGUCUGGAGAUGGUGAGCCGAGGGAGGAGAGAGACUCUCUCCCCAAACCGCUUCUCCCUCUACACCUCCCUGUCCUCUGUGUCCGGAGGCCUCACUAUCUUCACCUCCAACUCAGACAUCUACAGAGUCUCUACCAUAGUAGAGGACAAAACCUCUGCUGACAAGGUCACUCUGGUACAUGCAGAGAGUGACAGUGCUUCUGUGUCCAUCCACUCCUUCAGAGUGGACAGUGCAGUGAAGAGUGUGACCCUGCAUAUCACUGGAGACCUCACCGAAUAUACCCUGACCAGUCCAACAGGCCGUAGCCAGUCUCUGUUACAACAGCAGAGUCCCUUGGCAGAGCUGCAGCAGUCCAGGGGUCUGUAUCGGAUCAGUUUGCUGUCCCCUGUGAAGCCGGGCCAGUGGCAGAUGACCUACAGGGCAGAGGGACACACCACUUUCACAGCCAUAGGUGACAGCAGUGUAGACUUUCUGUAUUACUUUGCUGUGGAAGCCAAUGAAACACAUCCAGGCCUGGCCAGGGUAGAGGGGAAUCCAGUUGCAGGUGUUCCAAUGUUUCUAGUCCUGGUUGUAACCGGCAUUUUGCCCAAUGAAGAGGUGUUUUUCAGUCACGUGACUCUUCUUGGAGCCAAUAGGGAGAGCCUGCAAUCAAUCUCACUUAACUCCUCCUCUGCAUUUGCGGAGGAGCUUGUAGGCAGAAUGGACUCAGUUCCCAGAGAGCCCUUCUGUGUAAGACUGUCAGGUAGAGACAGGAAUGGGAACGAACUACAGAGGAUCUCUACAGAGAUGAUACAGCCAACUCAUGUUCAGAUACAGGUGCUGUCAGCCCCACGCCUGGUCCCUGGUCACACCAUGUCAGUAGAUUUUAAUGUCCUGAACCAUGGGCCCGCCCGCCUCUUUUCUCUGACUGCUGACGACGACCAUGGAUACCUCUCCCAGAGAGGACCUCAGUUGUUCCCAGUGGGAGAAAUGGGGUCUAUUAGAGACAAAGUGAACAUCCACAUUCCAGGAGAAGCAGAGGCAGGAGCGGCAGUCACACUGACCCUUACAGUGGAAGCUUUGGACUCUGCAGACUCCAACUAUGCAGUUCUCCACUUGAUUGUUGUCCCCCUGGACUUGGACACGUCCCCCCCAUCCUGCUCCCCUACACCUGUGAAGCAAACAUGUCCAUCUCAGUGUACAGGCUCUAGCUGGAGUGUUAAUCUUGCUGUCACAGACAAAGGGCGCUCAGGCCUUUCUUCUCUCCAGCUCAGCCUGGGACAGGGCACCCUCACCCUGCUGCAUGGCCCCGCAGCUCUGGGAGAUGGGUCUGAGGAGGACCAGCCCAGUCUCAGCAAGGAUCAGGAGACUGGGGAGCAGGGAAGGCCCAAGUUGGAACAAGGUGACCCGGCCAUGAACGUGUCAGAGUGGGUCGGAAGGUCAGGCCACCUGCCCUUGUGGGUGACAUACAGCUCCAGCUGCUGCUCCCCACAGGCUGAGCUUCUGGUGUGGGACUGGGCCGGAAAUAUGAGACGCUGCCAUCUGACCUCCAGCCUGCAGAGGGGGUUUGACGAGAGAAGCAAGGAAACAAACGGAAGUGGAAACACAACAACAGGCAAUGUUUUGUUGCUUUUGAGUACUCUUUUGACGAUUAUUUUGUAGUUCUACAUGGAGCAUGAGCAAUUCAGCUGUGCAGAUAUGGACUGUACAUGGAACAGGCCAACAGCAACUCCAGUAGGAUUCUCAGGAUACUCCCAUAAGUAAGAUUUGCAUACUGACGGGAUCAUGCAAAGCCUAUGACUUCAGUCCACUUGAAAAAGAAAAAAAAAUCCUAGAUCCAGAAUUAAUUAUAUUUCAUAGCUGGCGCCUGUUCCAGGAAUCAAGUUCAACGUACCGUCUUUUAAUUAUCUGGCUUCACUAAGACUAACAACCUCAAUCGACCUAAGUGGUUCCACAGUGGUAAUCAAGUGCUGGUCCAACCUUAAUGAUUGGUUGUGUUUAUUACAGUCCUGCAACGCUCACAGAUACCAGAUUUAUUUAAUUUUACUGUCAAACCUUUAGAUUUGUUGAUUGCUAUCAG
Messenger RNA from Osmerus eperlanus (European smelt), 3406 nucleotides. RefSeq names its product von Willebrand factor A domain containing 7 (gene vwa7). The record is from RefSeq and is a predicted model, not a curated record. The transcript is spliced from 16 exons. The coding region runs from base 31 to 2988 and encodes 985 amino acids. NCBI's taxonomy places the organism in Eukaryota, Metazoa, Chordata, Actinopteri, Osmeriformes, Osmeridae.